AGCCUGUCUAUAGGGGAAAAAAGAGGCUUCUGGUACUAUUAUAUGUUUGUCAUUUUCAAACUAUCGAUUGGUGCUAAGCAGGAUCCCACGGCUCACAUUUACCCUUGGGGAGCCAUCAAUCUAUAAGCAUCAAAUUCCCUUUGAAAUGUCCAAAUUUAGAACAAAGUUCCCUUUUUUGUUCCCUUAAAAUCUUGUUUAUUUUAGUCCUCUCCGCCACUAAAUGGCUAUAAGAACAUAGGAUUAGCCUGAGCGCAAUUUCAACCUUUUACACACUUUACAGAGAAUGGCAUCUGUCUCCUUCCGUCUGGCUUUCUACACGCGGUGCUCGACCAACACAAAAGGCAAGGAGAAGAACAAAAAGAAACUCAACUGUGUGAAAAUCAAUGGGACUAAGAGUUUUUCGCCGUCGAAAGUGGAUUUGUUGAGCCAAAAUAGUGGACUGGCUCUCACGUCUGUUGAUUCUGAAGCAAACGUCUAUAUCCCCAAAGAGCAGUUUCGACAAAAUAUUCCUACGAAGAAGCAGUUAGUCGAUCCAUUUCGCCAAGGGAUUAUCAUCGAGGAGGGAGUCGGAUACAGGCAGACCGUUGUUAUAAGGUCUUACGAAGUUGGACCUGAUAAAACUGCAAAAAUUGAGAGUAUUCUCAACCUGCUUCAGGAAACAGCAUUGAAUCAUGUAUGGAUGUCAGGGCUUCUUGGUGAUGGAUUUGGAGCUACCCAUGGAAUGAUGCGAAAUAAUCUCAUUUGGGUUGUUUCAAGAAUGCAAGUUCAAGUUGAUCAUUAUCCAAUCUGGGGUGAAGUAAUGGAGAUAGACACUUGGGUUGGAGCAUCAGGGAAAAAUGGAAUGAGGAGAGACUGGCUACUCCGAAGUCAAGCCACGGGCGUCAUUUUUGCACGUGCAACGAGUACGUGGGUGAUGAUGAACCAACAAACUCGGCGCCUAUCAAAAAUGCCAGAUGAGGUAAGGGCUGAACUUUCACCGUGGUUCAUUGAGAAACAAGCAAUUAAUGAAGAAAGCCACGAAAAAAUAGACAAGUUGGAUGAUAAAGCGCUUUAUGUGAACUCAGGCUUGAAGCCAAAGAGAAGUGAUUUGGACAUGAACCAACAUGUAAACAAUGUCAAGUAUGUUCGAUGGAUGCUCGAGGCAAUUCCUGAUGAAUUUUUGGAGAAUCACCAGCUCUCUAGCAUUACAUUGGAAUACAGAAGAGAAUGUGGGAGUUCAGAUGUAGUUCAAUCCCUUUGUGAGCCUCAUUAA
Molecule: messenger RNA, 1252 nt
Organism: Olea europaea var. sylvestris
Lineage: Eukaryota; Viridiplantae; Streptophyta; Magnoliopsida; Lamiales; Oleaceae
Product: palmitoyl-acyl carrier protein thioesterase, chloroplastic-like
Exons: 7
Coding region: 284-1252 (322 amino acids)
Biological process (GO): fatty acid biosynthetic process
Molecular function (GO): fatty acyl-[ACP] hydrolase activity; acyl carrier activity
Source: RefSeq, a predicted model, not a curated record